UUUUCUGUAAAUGCCAUCUGCACUUAUUCACGACUACAACUGUGAGGCAUGUAUGUGUUAGAUUUGAUAUUUUACAUAUCUGUACAUGCAAAGUUAGAGUGAGAGUACAGAAGAGUUUGAACACAUAAAUUUAAUGUUCAAGAGAUCAUUUAAAGUUUCAGGUGAUGUCUCUGAUGUAACAAACGAACGACGUCCAAUUCUGUCGGGUCACCAGAGUGAGGUCAUUCUUAAAAUCGAAGACAAUGCCACUGGCAACGAUGAUGAUGUCAGCGGAGUUGUCGCGGAGGAGAGUAGCAGCUUUCAGUUUUGUACAGACGCUGUGAAGGAUGAGAGUGAGGUUUCGCUAGGUGUGAAUUCGAAGGUUGGGAAGUUGGAACCGUUUCAGAGCGUUUCUGGACCUCCUAAAUGUGAAAUUGAGGUUAGAGAAUCGAAAGUGUCGUUUAAGGCUCAAAUCGAGGUGUCUUCUUCUGAUGAUGAUUUGGAUCCGGAUGAUGAUCUGGUAGAUGAUCGCCUGAGGAAUCGACUGUCAAAUGUGUCUCACAAGAAUGGGGCUAGUAAUAAAGGGGUGAAAGGGAAGAGUAUAUUGAGGACAAAGGGUAGGCUAGCUGACCAGCCUGUAUCGAGGAGGAGAUCGGGCCAGGGAAGCAAUGCAGGUCAGAGGAAGUCGGGGGAGGGUUCGGGUAAAGCAUCGGAGGAAGAUGAUGAUGAGGCUUUUAAUGAUGAUGAUGUGCCUCUCCAUCUCAAGAAAUUGAACUUUAACACCCUGGCGAAAAUAGAAUGUACUAGUCUUGUCUUGAUUGUCACGUUUUUGAUGUGUACUCUUGGGAUUUCAAAGUGGAAGAGGAAAAAGUAUCAUGGAUUGCAUAUAUGGAAAUGGGAAGUUUUGUUACUUGUGUUGAUUUGUGGUAGAUUGGUUUCUGACUGGGUGAUUAGAUUUGUUGUGUUCUGUAUUGAGAGAAAUUUUAUGUUGCGGAAACGUGUUGUGUAUUUUGUUUAUGCUUUAAGGAAAUCUGUUCAGAACUGUGUGUGGUUAAGUUUGGUUUUGGUAGCUUGGAAUGAAUUGUUUGACAAGAAGGUUAUGGUUGCACGUAACAGAUUCUUGCGGUUUGUGGACAGGUUUCUGUGGUGUUUGUUGGCGGCUACAUUGAUAUGGGUGGUGAAAACGUUAUUGAUUAAGGUUUUUGCUUCAUCUUUUCAUGUGAAAACGUUCUUUGAUCGGAUUCAAGAUACACUGUUUAAUCAAUAUGUGAUUGAAAUGUUAACGGGUCCUCCUAUGAUUGAGAUUCACGACAAAAUUGAGGAAGAAGGGAAUUUGAUGGUUGAGAUUUCAAAGUUUGAGGAUGCAGACACUGUUCUUCCUCCUGAUCUCAGGGCAGCAGCUUUCAGAACUGUAGCAUGUGGCGAGAAUGAGCUAGUGAAACAAUAUUCAGGUAUUACUCCUAAUAAGAAAGACGACGUAGGGGUUUUUAGUAAGAAACAGGAUGAGGACAAGUUUCUUGUUUCUCAAUUGCAUAAGCUGAAUCCUAAGAAUAUCUCUGCUUGGAAUAUGAAAAGGUUGAUAAAAUUAGUUCGUUAUAGGGCUCUUACUACUCUCGACGAGCAUUUACAGGGCGUGCCUACUAAUAUUCAAGACCCUUCUACUAAUCAGAUUUGUAGUGAAUACGAGGCUAAAGUUGCAGCCAGGAAGAUAUUUCAUAACGUAGCUAGAAGGAAGUCCAAGUCUAAAUACAUACAUAUGCAAGACUUGUUACGUUUCCUUGGAGAAAAUGAGGCUGAGAGGGCUAUGGAGAUUAUAGAAGGAAUUCCUGCAUCUAAUAAAAUUAGCAAAAGAGACCUCAGGAAUUGGGUGGUAAAUGCUUUCAGAGAACGAAAAGCACUUGCAUUUUCGCUAAAUGAUACAAAAACAGCGGUCAACAAACUGCAUAAUAUGGUGAAUGUGUUGGUCAGUAUCAUUAUUGUGAUUAUAGGCCUCGUGAUACUGGGAGUUACAUCACGCCAACUUCUAGUAGCCGUAAGCUCUCAGCUCGUUCUGGUGACAUUCAUAUUUGGAAACACGUGCAAGACAAUCUUCGAAGCUCUCAUCUUCUUAUUUGUGAUGCAUCCAUUUGAUGUGGGCGAUCGUUGUGAGAUUGGAGGAGUUCAGGUAUGA
Daucus carota subsp. sativus is the source of this 2149-nucleotide messenger RNA. Its product is annotated as mechanosensitive ion channel protein 8. The transcript is spliced from 3 exons. NCBI's taxonomy places the organism in Eukaryota, Viridiplantae, Streptophyta, Magnoliopsida, Apiales, Apiaceae. Gene Ontology annotation, biological process: monoatomic anion transport. Bases 134 to 2149 code for a protein of 671 amino acids. The record is from RefSeq and is a predicted model, not a curated record. Gene Ontology annotation, cellular component: plasma membrane. Gene Ontology annotation, molecular function: mechanosensitive monoatomic ion channel activity.